AUUGUACUCGCCAGAACAACUUAACCUCCAACGAAAUAUGUUUCCGUCGAAAGAUUUAGGAAAAACGGAUUACAUUAGUUUAAAUAUCCAAGAAAGCGCAACUUUCGCACGUGGAACAUCGCGUAGUCUCUGGAGACAAUGGAAUCAGUUGUCGAGAUUUCAAAGAAAUAUUCUUUACUUUGUAGUCAUUACAAUUAUAUUAGUUAUAUUUUAUUUGUUACCUGGCGAUAAUAAGAAUGGAGUGUUAGAUGAAAGUGACUAUAGUAACAUAGAAGUAGUACAAGAUACACUUAAAUAUGAAAAGGCAAUAGAAGAUAUUGUAGUAGAUAAUGCAAAUCAAGAGCAUAAGGGUGGUGGGGAGGUGAUUGAAGAACCUGAAUUCCAACCAGAAAUAAACCAAGUAGACGAUGAUCAAAUUGGAGAACCACCUCAGCCUAGGCCAAACCCCCUUAGAUUCAAUGGUCCACAAAAUAGUAGACAAAGAGCUGUAGUUGCAGCCUUUAAACAUUCGUGGAAUGGGUACAAAGAAUAUGCAUGGGGUCAUGAUAAUGUGAAACCCAUAUCAAGAAAAUAUCAUGAAUGGUUUGGCUUAGGUCUUACUAUAGUUGAUUCCCUUGACACAUUGUACAUAAUGGGUUUGAAUAAUGAAUUUUUAGAAGCCAGAACAUGGGUUGAUAAGAAUUUAGUAUUUACUUCGAAUAGGGAUGUUAAUUUGUUUGAAGUUACAAUUAGAGUAUUAGGAGGUCUGUUAUCAGCAUAUCAUCUCUCAGGUGACAAGAUUUUUUUAAAUAAAGCUACAUCGUUAGGAGAACGUAUGAUGCCAGCAUUUUUAACAUCAUCCGGAGUUCCUUUUUCCGAUGUAAAUCUUGGCACUAAAACUGCGCAUAGUCCUAAAUGGGGUCCUGAUAGUAGUACCAGCGAAAUUACAUCUAUUCAAUUAGAAUUUCGUGAUCUAAGUCGUAGUACAGGGGAUCCUAAAUACGAGGAAGCAGCUGCAAAAGUUUCAGAACAUGUUCAUCAGUUGGAAAAGCUUGAUGGUUUAGUACCGAUUUUUAUUAACGCUAAUACUGGAUUAUUUAGAGAACACGCAACAAUUACGCUUGGCGCACGUGGCGAUAGUUAUUACGAAUAUCUAUUGAAACAGUGGCUUCAAACUGGGAAGACUAUCAACUAUUUACGAGACGAUUAUUUGCUAGGUAUUUUUGGAACUCAAAAGCAUUUAAUAAAACAUACAGCCAUUAAUAAAUAUCUCUUCAUCGCGGAACUAGUUGGAGCCAGUAAAGAGAUCAGACCAAAAAUGGAUCAUCUAACAUGUUACUUAGGAGGCACUUUAGCUUUAGGAGUGCAUCAUGGUUUGCCAUCUGAUCAUAUGGAUCUUGCAAACGAACUUGUUAAGACUUGUUAUCAAACGUAUGCAAUUCAGCCCACAUUUCUUGCUCCAGAAAUUACUUAUUUCAACAUUCAGAAAGUUGAUGGAGAAAAUUCAAUGGAUAUGUACGUAAAGAUAAACGAUGCUCACAAUUUGCUCAGACCAGAAUUCAUUGAAAGUCUCUUUUACAUGUGGUAUUUUACUGGAAAUAAAACGUUCCAAGAUUGGGGAUGGCAAAUAUUCCAAGCUUUUGAAAAUUAUACGAAAGUUGAAAAGGGAUAUACCAGUAUCGGUAAUGUACGAAACGUUGAUAAUACUCGACAACAGGAUAUGACUGAAAGUUUCUGGUUUGCCGAAACUUUGAAAUAUUUAUAUUUGCUAUUCGACGAUACAAGGCAAUUGAUUGACCUAGAUAGAUGGGUAUUCAAUUCCGAAGGACAUCCGCUGCCGAUUUAUGAAUCGUAACUAAAUUGAAACAUGAACUAUCAUGUAUAAAUUUACACUAUUAAUGAAUUCUUAAAUGUCUUUUAAGGCCAGUCAAUAGAUACUGUAAUAACGCAGGCAAAUAAGAAAAAUUAGUAAAAUUAAUGUACUCUAAAAUACAAAAUAGAUCUGAACUUCAGGCUAAUAAUCUUCCACGUUAAAACAAUUUUUCAAACAUUUUUCGUGCAUUAUACUAUGAUAAAAGAAGCACAGAAAUUAUACAUUUACUAGUAACUAACGAUUUAUACUCAAUUUUUUACUCAUUUUUCAAUUCAGAAGUGUAUUUUCCAGUUGAUCAUUAUAAUCCAUUCUGUAAUUAAUCAUUUAAUUCGAUGAAUAUGAAACAUAUUGAAAAUCACACUUGUGAACAGUGUAUCAAAAUUGUUGAGUACAAUAUUGUAAAAUAUAUAAUAAUUGUUACAUUAUUUGUAGCCUGACAUACCAAAUCCUUUUCGAAAUUCUUUACUUAUAGUGCAAUUCGUACAUCUGUAGAAUCGUUUAGUCACACUGAUAACUUGUGAAUUCAUUCAGCUUGAAACCAAGUGUUACUUAUGUUACUUUCAAUUAUCCUAGUCAAAUUUGAUCUUGUUUAUUAAUAAAUAACAAAUACAUUUUUUACGAUUGUAAUACGUGAAUAUUUAUAUUUAUUAUGGGAAUAUUCACAAUAAAACAAUAUACCACACGCACGUGUGGUAUAAAUAUCGACUAUCACUAUAAAUCUGGAGUAAUCUUAUUCUUAUUUAUUGCACAUUUUUGUACAAAAUAUCAAUAAAAAAUAUUCACGUGACUUAUGUAUAAUAAACACUGUAAUGUAGCUUUUAGUAAGGGAAUGUUAUCGAAAUAGUUAUCCUAUGUAAAAAAAAAA
Molecule: messenger RNA, 2717 nt
Organism: Osmia lignaria (orchard mason bee)
Lineage: Eukaryota; Metazoa; Arthropoda; Insecta; Hymenoptera; Megachilidae
Gene: alpha-Man-Ib
Product: alpha-Mannosidase class I b
Biological process (GO): mannose trimming involved in glycoprotein ERAD pathway; carbohydrate metabolic process
Cellular component (GO): membrane; endoplasmic reticulum
Molecular function (GO): calcium ion binding; mannosyl-oligosaccharide 1,2-alpha-mannosidase activity
Source: RefSeq, a predicted model, not a curated record